This is a messenger RNA of Schistosoma bovis, 4633 nucleotides long. Lineage: Eukaryota; Metazoa; Platyhelminthes; Trematoda; Strigeidida; Schistosomatidae. The record is from the annotation of a GenBank genome assembly.
CAAACUGUUGCUUCGCGGUGUAUAUUUGACACAAACGUUACCUCAAGUGAUAAGGUGACUUUCUCUUCAGGAGUAAAGUCGAUUUGGCUUGUAAUCGUCAUAAAUGGAAACCGAUAUGUGUGGCGCAUAUGUAUUCGGUGCCCCUUUGUACCAAUAUUUAUGUGUCCAAAUGAAAUAAAUAACAAUGUGUCGAUUGAUUCAAAUAAAUCUAUAGAACUCCACUAUUCAAUUUUUGGUUAAAAGUUAAUAUUUAUUGCCAUCUGCCUUAUUUCAGAUAUGAUGUCAGCCUAUAUUGGUACAUUAAUUAACUCCAUUACAUACGUAGAUAUCUCAAUGCAAUACUAUCCUGGCAGUGAAUACCAACUAUACAUACUGUUCCGUAUUAGAUAUCUUCUUAGAUAUACCCUCAACUUUUUCAUUUUCUUAGAUGCUUUCCUGUUCUGUACGGAUAAAUGCGGUCAAAGUCUCAACUUCUGUUCUAAAAGAGUACGAUAAUCUCCUACGAUCAUUUUCAAAUUCAGUGUUUGGUUGUUGUUGGUUCCCGCCAGUUUAAAUAAUAUCCUCUAUCAUUAUUUACUUGAUUACUAACCCAAAAUUAAUUACCGUUAGGACUUAGUUACAUUGAUUAGUGUCCAUAGCGAUUAAUUGAUGUAUCAUUUUAAAAAUACUUAUCAAAUUAUGGUUUAGUAUCCUUAUUAAGGUAUGUUAUCUCUUCACUACAAUGACCACCUCUGUAUUCGUAAGUUUAUAGAAUAACUGCAAUUUUCCUAGAAUGACACGUUUAAGACAUAUUCAUGCUACCGGAACUUGUAUUUCAGCAUUGUCAGUCAGUUAAUCAUUAUCAACUUGUGACCUAUCACAAAUGUUGUCACACUAAACUGGGAAGUCAAGUUGAAGUAACAAGUACGAAUAUUAAGGUAAUCGAAGUAGUCGUUGUAUCGGUGAUAAUAACAAGACAUACAAUACCAUAUAUUGGGAUUCGCUCUUUGAGAUAGUCUGAUGAAAAUGGUUCAGUGGAAUUUUAUGGAUAACUCUAAACGCUAAGUUUUUUAUCGACGUAAUGACCAGUAUCCACUAAAUGAGCGAAGAUAGAGCUUCUUACUACUUUCUUGUGUCAACCAUGAUGUAUGAUGUUCAGAAAUACGAUAAUGCCUAGUUCCUAUGCAUCUAUUUGUAUUUACUAUUUCAACUGCUCUUGUGGAGCUAGUUAUUUUGAACUUGCAACCAGACAAAGGCAUCAUUGUAUUUCCGAAUAUCAUACCUCAUGGUUGACAAAAGAAAGUAGUAAGAAGUUCUAUCUUGGCCCAUUUAGUAGAUACCGGUCAUCAUAUCGAUAAAAAAUUUAGCGUUUAGAGUUAUCAAUAAAAUUCCACUGAAAUUACCCUAGGGUUCCAGAAUUCGGCCCUCAUAAAAAUCAUAAGCUAAGGGAAUACAUAUCAAAAUACUUAAUCUUUGUAUACAGAAAAGGUAUAUACAACCUCUGAAUGUACCCUGGGUUUCCACUUAGAUAUUAUUACGUUUCUCAAAACUUAUUCUUUCUCUUUUAAAAUUUUUCAAACUUCAGUUUUGUUAACAUUUUAAUUUUUAUCCUAAUCUUGCGUAACUUGUUUAAUAAUCUUACUACCUAAUUUUGGUUGCACCUGUCUUACUAAUUACUGGCAUAAAGCUACGUCGGAUACAUGAACAUCUUGACCAUCUUCAUCAGAUUAUCUCAAAGUGUGAAUCUCGAUAUAGGAUUCUGUCUUGUCCAUGUACGUCGCUCUUCGGCGAUCUAAGACAAGUCCUGUAAUCAAAGUCUUUGAUCUCAAACUAGUGGAACGGGAUUUGAGUAACGCGUCAUACCAUUAUCGUUCAGACUCUUGCCAUCGAGAAUUAUUUUCUCUGAGUAAUAGCAUAUUACUAUUUUGUCUUACUUUCUUCAAAAUUCUUUACUGAAAGACGUUAGUGACAAAACUAGAAUGAAAUUAUAAGAUUACGCAACCACACUUCUGGUUUGGAACGAUGAAAAAUUUAGUUUGUAUCUACGUUCUUUGAGUGGGUUGUUUUCCGUAUGCAGUUCGCAUAAUGUUAAUAAAUCCUAGAUAGUCCUCUCUAAUAAGCGAUUCCAGAUCACAGUCCUUUUUAACUAAUUUAAGGUAUCCAUGAUGUCAGGGGAUAAAAUGAUUGUUAGCAGACAGUUAGUGAAACUAUUCAAAACUUUCGCAGUGUGCAGCUAUCAAUAAAAAAACCUGGAUUCAUACGUUUUGCAUAAACUCUAAAGUAUGACAAACAGGGGUCCUUUACUGUUUACGGCCAAAAUAUGUAUUUAUAAACUUUUCACAGCCCCUAAAUACCUUAAAUCGUUUUUGAAAAUUUUAGCAGCCUACCCUUCGAUGAAUGUGAAAUACUGUUUCUCCUAUAGCAUGUAUUCUUUCGUCUGGUUGUUGCGUUAUUUUGACUGAUAAACACCAAUCAAUAAAAGGUUCGUGUUGUUCUAGGUCUGAUCGAGAUCAGUACCACAUGUUCUGUAACUUCUAACUUUCUGUGUAAUUUUUUGUUUUAUCAGGUAAAUUUCCCCUUUGAAGUUUGGAUGUUGUGAUACUUGUUUCCAACAUAUGACCACAAAAAUUGCAACAGUAGCCAACUUGGCUUUUCAUGCAUUUCAACAGCACUCAGUACGUGCUACAUUGGGCCCAGCAUCAGCUAAUAUUAACAAUGGGAUGGGGGAUUCUCAUCCUUGUACAAAUGGCAAUUCUCCAACACAUUCUGAUAAACCCGUUUCCCCAACUCUUCCGGUAAAACAUAAACAUUUAUCGGAAUCUUUAUGUCGUUUGCUAGCAUGUGUUCGCUCUCUUACUCCAAAAGAUGUUGGGUUUGAUGUUCGAUGGAUCUCUGAUUCAAAUAUAUCAUCUGCUCCAGUCGCUUAUGUGCAUAUUAUGGAAAAUGAAGUAUUUUCCAUGGGUAUUUUUAUUUUGAAACCUGGCUCUCGUAUACCCUUACAUGAUCAUCCGGGAAUGUAUGGAAUUUUAAAAGUUUUAACCGGUUCUGUACGAUGUCGUAGUUUCACACGAUUGAAAAAUGUCAAAUCAACAACAGAUUUAGGAAAUUAUAAACCAUCGUUAUCGGUUUUUGAUGAUUCAAAAUGGCAAUUGACCGACUUAAUCAUUGCUCGACCACAUCAAGAUACAGUCCUAUCUCCGGACCAUCAACCUUGUUUGCUUUUUCCAAUUGAAGGUAAUUUACAUGAAAUUACUCCAGUUGAUGGCCCGGCAGUUUUUCUCGAUAUACUAGCUCCUCCAUAUGAUCAUGAUUUAGGAACCAGAGAAUGUCGAUUUUAUAAAGAAGUCAUCAUACCACAAAUGAACUCUAAUUCACUAUUAUCACAGAACAACUUGCAUAAUAACAAUAAUAAUGAAGAACUCUUAUCUUCAGCUGAUUCUUCAGAUCCUGAUCAAUGCACAAAUCAGUCAGAAAAAGAUUCAAUUGUUUAUUUAGUUGAAACAAACCAACCAUCAGAUUAUUGGUGUGAGUCUGCGGAAUAUAAUGGACCUAGUGUAGUUUAGUAUUACUGAAGAGUGUUUUUUUGUUAGAAAAAAAAUAUUGAAUUUUUUUCCCGUGGUUAUUUAAUUCUACUACAUCAGCUUAUCACAUUCACUAUUUCUAAGAACUUACUAGCCUCAUUAUUAUUAUUUAUCGUUAAUGAUUCAUUCUCGUGGCAUUUUCCACUGUUCAUCCAAUUUUGAAUAUUUCAAUCUCCCUGCUUCUGUUACUCUCCAUUCCUUUUCUCUUUCUUUACUUAUGUGAUAAUAAAAUCAGUUUAUAAUUUGAUGUACAAAUUCACUUCGCCUCAUUUUCAUCAUAAUACUGGGCAGUCCAGUAUUCUGCAUUACUUUUCACACAUCGGUAUACCCAUUCUCUUUUUUGCGAUGUCUUUUCGGUUAAUACCGCCAUGUUUAGUUUAUUCUUGCUUUUGUUUACAUUUUAAGUAUUUAAAGAAAUCUGUGUCCUUGGUGUUAUUAUUAUUAUUAUUAUUAUUAUUAUUAUUGUGGUUUUUCAUGGUGAAAACAAAACACAGAGAAAAUCAUUGUACAUGCACCCUUGUUAUUCAUGCUCUCAUAGCAUCAUUCUGCUGAAGUUAUUUCCUUGAUUGAUGAUUAUACUAGUGUUGUUAGUAGUGGCAAUCUAUUCAUCAGAGUAUUGGUUUAUGCGUACAAUCUAAUGUUUUACUGCCUUUGUUUUUCUCCAUGUACCCCCUAAUGUUUUAUUUCCUGUAUGUGAUUUUUGUGGUCAGAUCCAGUCAUAGUACUUUUCUUUGUAGUGAUAGUAGUAGUGGUAGCAGUAUCGAUAAUAAUAAUAAUCAACUUAAAAGUUAUCCCUUCCAUAUUUAUCUCAUUUCGUUACUGAGUGCGAAAACACUAUCUGUACUAUACACCUAUAAAUAUGCAUAAAUUUAUGUAACAAUUUAAAAACAAUACAUACUUCAUACAUUAUCAAGGCUGAAAUUAAAAAAAAAGAGAAUAUUAUGUUGAUUCAUGUAUAUUUCAACGAUUUUCGGGUACUACACUUGCUUGUAUCUAUAUUAUUUACUGUAAUGAAGAUAUAUGCAUACAUAAAUGUUCUUUUACGUGUUAGUGUAUAAAAUUUCUGCACUUAU